AUGUGGUCGCUAUUGGUCUUGGCCACAGCGGUUGCUUCGACCACCGCAGCGUCAGUGACUAAUGACACCUUGACUGUCUGCAAAUAUCUUCAAGGCAAAUAUCCCAAUUACUUCGCGUGGGACCCAUUAGGUCCGAAAGGCUUCUUAGCAUCAAACGCUUCUGUGUACAACGACAUCAACUCGAUCUACUGGAACGCCAAGAACUCGCAACUUCGUGCUGCUUGCGCUUUCUUUCCCAGCAACGCCCAGCAGGUAUCGGAUGCAGUCAUUACAUUGAACAAGUAUCCUUCUGUCCGCUUCGCACUGAAAAGUGGAGGGCACCAGCCUGCUCCCGGCUUCUCCGCGACUGAUGGCGGAGUGAUCAUCUCAUUCGAGCCCAACCUCGCGUCGACAGUCCGGUCCCAAGAUGGGAAGCAUUUCUUCAUCGGUCCAGGUGCUCGUUGGGGCGAUGUGUACAAUGUGACGGGGAGGACCAAUCAACUUGUUGUUGGUGGUAGGCUGGCACAUAUCGGAGUAGGAGGAUUGACCCUCGGAGGAGGUCUCUCGUAUCUAUCCGCUCAAUACGGUCUUGCUUGCGACAAUGUGGAUGAAUUCGAGGUCGUGCUCGCAAAUGGCACCAUUACCAACGCGAAUCGCACCCAGAACAAGGAGCUAUGGUGGUCAUUGCGAGGUGGCGGCAACCAAUUUGCGAUUGUCACCAGAUUCAAGACGCAAGCCCAUCCUGCUGGGAUGAACGGUCUCGUCUGGGGAGGCACUCGCAUCUAUUCUGCAGAUCAACGACGAGCCUUGUUCUCAGCUCUAACUAACUUCACGAGGAAUGUACCGGACUCCAAGGCCGCCGUCAUCUCUACGUUCCAAUUUACGGGGCCUGGCGCUGCGAUAAAGGUGCCGCUCUUCUUUUUUUUCUACGAUGGGCCAAAGCCACCUCCAGGGGUCUUUGACGAGUUUGAUGCCAUCAAAUCGACAUCGAACGAUACCGACACCAAGACUUAUUAUGCCCUAUCACAGUCUGCGGGAGGAGCAUCAUUGAACGGUUUUGGUAAUUCGUUCCGGGUCAAUACCGUUCCAAACUUGCCGCACGAUCAAAUGGUUCAAUACUACGAUGCUUACUGGAACAUCACGGAAUCUCAGGCGUUCAACAACAGCGUGACCAACCUUCUGGAUUUCCAACUGAUCGGAUUCGAUGCUCAACCACUGCCUGUUCAGAUUGCUCAAGCCUCGCAAGCGCAGGGCGGAAACGCUCUGGGACUCGAUCCCGCUCACGGUGAUCGUGUCUGGGUUGAGAAUGACUUCUUGUGGUCUAACAAACUAUGCAACGACAAAUGUCCCGAAUAUUCCCGCCACAUGUCAGAUUUGGCGCUCGACUAUCAAAAGCAGAACUAUGCUGGUGUACCACCUACCAAUUACCAAUCAGGUGACUUGGACUGGAUCUCAUACAACCCGUUGUUUAUGAACGAUGCGGCACCUUACCAGGAUGUAUACACAAGCUAUGGCAGCGAGAACCUGGCGCGGCUCCAAGCUGCCAAAAAGGCCUAUGAUCCUACGGGAUUCUUUACCAAUCGACAAGGUGGAUUCAAACUUCCAGCUUAG
Molecule: messenger RNA, 1590 nt
Organism: Dissoconium aciculare CBS 342.82
Lineage: Eukaryota; Fungi; Ascomycota; Dothideomycetes; Mycosphaerellales; Dissoconiaceae
Product: secreted FAD-dependent oxidoreductase
Exons: 3
Coding region: 1-1590 (529 amino acids)
Molecular function (GO): oxidoreductase activity; FAD binding
Source: RefSeq, a predicted model, not a curated record